Trichoderma harzianum CBS 226.95 is the source of this 246-nucleotide messenger RNA. RefSeq lists its product as hypothetical. NCBI's taxonomy places the organism in Eukaryota, Fungi, Ascomycota, Sordariomycetes, Hypocreales, Hypocreaceae. The annotation marks the transcript as partial. The transcript has a single exon. The record is from RefSeq and is a predicted model, not a curated record.
CAACGCAUUUGCCGGGUGGCUCAGUCUGGACCUGGCCAAGGUGGGCGAGUGACGCCGAUCAUCGUAUUGUCGAGGGAGCAGCGAAAAAGGGGGCUCAUUCUCUGGCGCCGUCGCCAUUCGCUGCAACCCCACAAGUGCGACAAGGACACGGCCCGCCAGGUCACGGCGCCAGUGGAUCAAGAGCCGUCCGAGCAUUUGCAAGUCACCGGAGGCUUGAGUGGGACAAUCGCGGCGGGGGGUUCGGUU